Molecule: messenger RNA, 3516 nt
Organism: Symbiodinium natans
Lineage: Eukaryota; Dinophyceae; Suessiales; Symbiodiniaceae
Source: the annotation of a GenBank genome assembly
AUGACGAGUUUUGUCAAGCCCGAGAAUGCAUUGAAGCGUGCGGAGGAACUUCUCGACGUGGGCAAGCAGAACGAAGCCUUGGAAACGUUGCACCAUGCGAUCCUCCACAAGCGCUGGAAGAAUCAGUGGUCGCCAACCUUGGAAAAGAUUAUUGAACGCCAUCUUCAGUUGUGCGUCGAGCUUCAGAAGAUGCGGUUUGCACGGGAAGGUCUUCACCAAUACCGUGCUACAUGCCAAGCCGCCAACAUCCAAUCGCUGGAGCAGGUCGUGCGAGUUUUCCGGAAAGCUGCUGAAGAGAAGGUGAAUCAAGCGAAGAAGGAGCAGGAUGUGCGACUAGGCAAGGUGGCCGACUUGGAGGAAAUGGAUGCGCCUGAGACGAUCUUGCUGCAGGCCAUCCAAGCAGGGGACACGCGGCAGCAGAGCCAGGACAAGGAUGUGCACACUCACUUUCGCUUCCUGUGGGAAACCUACAAGGUCAUCUUAGAUGUGCUCAAGUCCAACAGCCGACUGGAGGAGGUCUAUCACGAGACUUCACGACAAGCUUUCGAGUUCUGCCGCGCCAAUACCCGCCCGCAGGAGUUCAAGCGCCUUUGUGACAUCCUCCGAAAGAACUUCACGGAUCUUUCCAAGCGAACUGGUCCGACAGGACAGAAUCCCGUACAGCCCAAUAACGUGGACACAAUCACCAAGACACUGGAGACGCGUUGCCGGCAAAUGCAAGUUGCCACGGAGCUGGACCUUUGGCGUGAGGCCUACAACACCUCCUCCGAGAUCUGUGAUCUCAUGACGGCCCUGGGAAAGGUGAAUCAGCGACCAAAGCCCCAUCUCAGGUCCAUGUACUAUGAGCAUCUCGGGCAGAUCUUUUGGAAGAGUGAGAACUACCUCUUCCAUGCCUUUGCCAGUUUGAAGAACGUCUUCUUCGUAAAGGGUGCCAAGCAGAACAUGCCCAAGAGCGAGUUGGAGCUCCUCGCAUCACGGGCAGUUCUUGCAAUGUUGUGCGUCCCGUUUCAAGAGAACUCGGACAUUCAGGCCUCCUUAGAGAUGUCCACAGACGGCUCGCACCAGUACGAGAAGGCAAAGAAAAAUGCCUUCCUCUUCAGUGCCCAGAGCGUGCCAACCCGUGAUUCCAUCAGCAGUCAGAUCACGGAGAAGAACUUGCUUAACCUUGCUGCAGAGCCUUGUGCCAAGCUCUUUGGCCUGGUGGAGUCCGACUUCACCCCGCUGUCGCUGUGUCAGGAUGCCAAACCCUAUUUGGACCAAAUCGCCUCCGAUGAGAUCUGCGAGGGCAAGCUCAAGGACUAUGUUAUCCCGCUGAAGCAAAUCAUUUUCUUCCGCUUGAUCAAGCAGCUUUCAGAGGUGUACGUGAGCAUGACCAUUGAGGAUUUUGAGAAUGCAGCUUCCAUCGUGCCGUUUAACAUUGCUGAGACUUGGAUGGCCAAUGCCUCACGUCAGCAAGGCAUCAGUAUUCAGAUCAACUACAUGCAGAAGGCUAUCAUCUUUGGUGCUCCAACCAAAGUCGAUAUGAAAAGCAUGCGUCAGCCUCUCAUCGAGAUUGGCUACAAGCUGCAGCAGGCCAUGCAGUGCGUGGCACAGGAAGAGUUGCAGAGGAAGGACAAGCUAGAGAAGCAGCAUCUUCUCACGAACAUCAAGGAAAGGAUGGAGCAGGAGACACGAUCCAUCCGACAGCGCAAGGAAGAGAUCGAGAGGCGAAAGGAAGAGAGUGAGCGUCGCAAGCAGAUCUUGGAGAGAGAGGCCAUGGAGAGGCAGCGCAAGGAAGAAGCUUUGGAGGCCGAGAAAGAGCGCCGCAGGCAGGAGGAGGAGCGCAAACGCCGCGAGGUCGAGAAACAGGAGCAGCGCAAGAAGGAGGCUGAGCUGCAGAAGAACAUGGAAAUGCUGGAGCAGAUGAAAAAGCAAGCCGAGCAAAAGGCCACAAAUCUCAAGGUCGCUGGCAAGAAGAUCACGGAGAUUGAGGCUGAUGACCUCACCAACAUCAGUUUCGACCAGAUCGAGAAGGCCCGUGAGGCCCAGGUGCUAAAGGAGCGCCAGGACAAGAUCCGCCAGCGCAAAGCCGAGAGCAAACGUGUGGAUCACCUAGCCCGUGCCUUGCGCGAGGAGGAGAGUUCGUUGCUGAAGCAGUGGUCUGUGGACGUCGAGAAGGUCGAUGCUGAGCAGUUGGAGAAGUUCGAAAGCGCAAAGCAGGAGGAGCAGCGCAAACAGCAUGAGAACUUGCUGAAAGAAAAGCAAGAGCUACUGCCGUUCCAGCAUGUGAAGGACAGCUGGGCCGAACAGCAGCUGGAACCAAGACGUGCAGAUUGGGAAGACAUGCGCGAGGCGCAGAUCCACAGACUGACGAAGAAGGUCGUGCAGAACAAGAUUGCCCGCGCCAUGCAGCGCCGGGACCAACAUGUCAAGGAGGAGAAUGAUGCCAAAGAGAAGGAGAAGCGCCGCCAGCAAGAAGAGGAGCGACGUCGCCGGCAGGAGAUCGAGGAGCAGGAAGAGGCAGAGCGACAGGAGCGCCUGAAGCAAGAGCGCGAGGAGAAGCGGGCCGCCGAGGAAGCUCGCAGAAAAGAUGAAGAAGAACGCCGCGAGCGGGCAGAAGAGAAACGACGAGAACGCGAGCGCGAGAUUGAGGAGAGGGAGGCUCAGGCGGCAGCGAACAGGCGCGCAGGCGGUGCAGGCGGUGCAGGAGGUGCUGCUGCAGGAGGCGCAGGUGACAGCUGGCGCCGCGGAGGGGAUGCUGCGAGGGAUGCCCCAAGUACCCGCGAAGAUUGGCGCAAGAGAGGCGAGCCUGCCGAGGAAGGCCCGCGCCGGCCGGCCGGCGGGAGGACGCCGCAGACCCGUGCUGACGAGGACAACUGGCGUCGGCCAGCUGCAGACGAGCCCAGGGGAGAUGCUGCCCCGGAGCGCAAGGAGCCCUGGCGCCCCUCGCGUGCCAAGGGUGAGGGCCGCGACGGAGAAAACCCAGGCCCUUGGCGGCCCUCGCGCGGCAAGGGCGAGGGCCGUGAGGAGCGCGACGAACCAAGAGGCGGGAAGGGUGGUGGCGCUCGUGGCGGCGAUGAUGAAGGGAGCUGGCGCCGACCUCCUGCCGGAGGUGGCCGCAGCGACAACAUGGACACCUGGCGGCGCGAUGAAGCGCCGAGAAGGCAAGGUUCACAGCGUGAGGAGGAUGGUGGAUUCCGCCGCUCCGACUCCCGUCGAGAGGAGAAGCCCGCGGACGAAGGACCUCGCCGGGCUCCACCUCGCGAGGAAGCUCGCGCGCCUGCACGCGAGGAACGCCCAGCGCCCGCCCCAGAGCCUGCCGCACCUGAGCCAGCUGGGGGAGGCGAUGAUGAUGAAGGCUGGGGCGUCGUUGCUGGGAAGAAGAAGCGUGGGAAGGCGGCUGGUGGUGGUGAGGCACCGGCUGAGGAAUCGGAGUGGCGCACACAGGCCCCCCGCCGCGGCGGCGGCAAAGGAAAUGGAAAUGCGGGCGGUGAAGAGCAGAGGCCUACACCCCCGUGGAAGGCCAACAAGAAAUGA